AUGAAACCUGAAGAUGAUUGGAUUACUUAUGACAAUGUCCGAAUAGUAGGUUAUUAUGAAAAUGUUGUAUCUUCGGAAAGUGAUACAUUCCCCACUGCAAGUGACAUACAUAAUACAAGUUUAACAAUCCUCGAAGAAGACGUUAAACAGUCGUCACAAGAACCUGUGAUGCCGAUCCAGUCCUGUUCGAGUGAUGUAUCUAUUGGAGCUGGGUCAGGCAGUGCUUUCAGCAUGGGUAACAUAGUUGUACUAGAUAUGAGCAGCUCCUCGGAGGAGGGGGGUCACCCCCCUCCCCGACCGAUGGACCCGUUUAGGCCGAGGGGGUCCCUGCGAAGGACCCCUCCAAGAGAGCUGAGGGCGGCGGGCGGGUCGCCUGUCAGGACCCCACCCGAGGUCUUAGAAAUGGCUCAGGCAGCAUUUGAUUCUGUCAUUGCGGCGGCAUCUGCGUCUCCGAAAGGCAUCCCGGCCUACCCCCCGACUCCAACAUUUUCCCCCGCGCCCGUGGAGAACCCAGCGUCCGUGGCACCGGCUGAGCGCCCCCGCCCAGGGGCGGGAAAGCGGAUCCUCUCUCCGGAUCAAGUGGAAACCGAGGCGAAGCGUCGCACUGCCCGCGACAUAUCGGUGGUCUGCGGGUCGACGGAUCAGCUAGCACCGCCGAUCAUACACACGCCGGCUACGGAAUACGGUUCGCCAUUCUCAUCUGAGGAUGAGGACUUCCUCCUUGGGGAUGGGGACAUGGGGAGGGCCACGACGAGGCAAUUACUUGCCAAGGCGAACUCGGCGUGCAGAAGCAUUGCGGCGGUUGCGGGCGGGCAGGCAUCCCGCCUCAACAAGGCAGACCUGGCGGCCAUUAAUGGGCAGUUACGUGUGCUCGCUGAAAUAGUGGGCCACUGCUGCAUAAUGGUGGAAGGUCAAAAGACAACGGUAGCGGAACUAGAAAAACACCAAGGGAUGCUGGACGAGGCCCGCGCACGAGAAGCCGCAAGAGCCUCCAGAGCGGAGGCUGAGGCCGACCGGGCCCGAGCUGCGGCGUCUGCAGCCGCUGUCAACGAGGAACAAGGCACCUGGCAGACGGUGAAUUACGCUAGGGCAUUAAAACGGGCUCCUAAAGCCCACCCAUUAAACAUUCCUCCCCCCCCCGCUGCAACCCUGGCAAUUUACCCGGCGGAGGGAAGCGACUUAAAAUCGGCAGAGCAGACCAAAAUGGUUCUCAAGAAGUCGGUCGAGCCUAGAGAGCUGGGUGCUCAGAUAGUUGGCCUGCGUCGGGUCGCCAACUCGGGCCUGAUUCUCAAGACGGCCACCCAGGAGGCAGCAUUAAAAAUAAAAGCAGCAAUGCCGGCGACCCUUCAGGGGUGA
This is a messenger RNA of Arctia plantaginis, 1356 nucleotides long. NCBI's taxonomy places the organism in Eukaryota, Metazoa, Arthropoda, Insecta, Lepidoptera, Erebidae. The record is from the annotation of a GenBank genome assembly.